AUGUUUCCUUCACUGCAAUUCAUUAGCACAGAGAUUUGCCAUUUCCCUUUUCCCCAUUUUCAUUUGGCAUUUGUCACCCGACGAGUGAGCAGCAGCUCUGGAAACGAAACAAAUUUGGUUGAAGAGUUGCCCAAGGAGAAGAACACCAAGGCGAAUGACGGGGUAAAGCCGCCCACCAAGCGGCAGAGGAAGGAUCGCCGGGAGCGUAAGGAGCGCAAGAAUCGCAAGGAGGUAAUCGCCGCCGGAGGAGAAGGAAAAGGAGGAGCAGCUGGUCCAAGAGUUAGGAACAGGUCGCCCACCCCCUUGAUCGCCUCGGCGAGCAGCGAUUGGAGCGACAGCGAGUCCAGCGAGUACACGGACUCCAGCUUCAGAUCCACCGCAUCCUCCAGCUACCUUAGCUCCACCACGCGCAUCCGCAUCCGCAACAUCAGCCCGUUCCGGCUUCCGCACCAGCCCCUGCUGCAGCCGCUGUUCCUGCCUCUGCUCAUUUUCAUGCUCCUGAUCAUGUCCAUGCCAGCACCCCAGGUGGUGCCCAUGGAGCAUCAUCACCGCAAGACGCGCGUGCCCUGUUCGGGUUCCGGCUUGCAGAACCUCGUCCCGGCCACCAGCAGCCACAACCAGGCCGUCUUCCAGUCGAAGCCCAUCACCGUCACCAAGAGCACCGCCACUUCCACUGCCACUCCCAGUUCCACUUCCACCGCCAUAACCAUGCCCAGCGAUGGCCAGUCGAUGGGCAAUCCCUCGGAUGGCAAGAUCAAGGUCGGCGGUGCCCGAUCCUCCGGCACAAAGACACCCCUUGCCAAUGCCAUGGCUAGCAAGCCCUCCAACCAGCUCAAGACCCCGGUGGCCAGCUCCUCUUCGAAAGCUAUGGCAAAGCCUGUUAAUCCCAAUUCGAGCCACUCCACCGUCCCAGAGGAGGAACCAGAGGAGGAACCAGAGGAGGAACCAGAGGAGGAACCAGAGGAGGAGCCCGAGGAGGAGGCCCUGCACAUCUGGGACUGGCUGGACUUCGCUUUCAUCCGCUGUCUGCGGACGGGCUGGCGGAAUCUGAUGUACGCCAUGAUCUCUAGAUGGGUAUUGUUGGUUUUUGACAGUCUUCUGAUUGCCAGUUUGGCCAUUCAUUUAACAACAGCUCAGGAGGCCGCAUCAGUUGCUCCGGAAACCACACCAAGUGCAGCGUUAGAGGAACCAGGAAAUGUUUCUCCAGGAGCACCGGAAAAAAAAGAAGAACACUCCAGAAAUGACACGGCAUUUAAUGCAGACUACUGCGAUGCCUCAUUGUGUUCCGAAGGCAAAAAACAUGUAGCUUGCAACGGCAUAACCCGACUUCACAAGAAGUGCUCCUUGGACGCUGAGGUUUUAGACAUAAAUGAUAAGCUGCAAAGAUACUUAGUGGGACACUUUAAUGAGUUGCGGGACAGCGUGGCCAAGGGCGGAUUCAACGGGUUGAGUCCGGCUGCCCGCAUGGGCACCUUGAAGUGGGAUUCGGAACUUUCCUACCUGGCCGAGUUCAAUGUACAGGACUGUUUCCUGAAAAACGACGAAUGCCGGAACACAAAGACAUCAACUCGCGUUGGCCAAACUGUUGGUUAUCGAGCUAUGAGAGGAAAAAUCCCAGAGCUGGAGGACAUUCUUAAGGCCAUAAUUGGGCUGUGGAUGCGGGAGAACAGCGGUACCUCGAUGCUGGACAUAAUGAAGUAUAAAGAUCCUCAAAAAGGGCCGCCCAAAUACAACUUCAUCCAGAUAAUAUUGGAAAAUGCCGGUCUAGUGGGCUGUGCUAUCCUUCAGCAGACCCGAAACGACUGGCUACAAACGUUCUUCACGUGCAACUUUGGCCAUGCCCCCGUUUUGGGUGCGGAAGUAUACGAGUCCAGCCAACUAGCUGCACAGUCUUGCAAGACCGGAGUCAACCAGAAAUACGUACAUCUGUGCUCCGAUAGCGAGAUAUACGAAAAGAAAGAGCCAAGUGUUGGGAACUCGGUAAAUGCGUCAAAGAACGCGAGAACUGUGAGAAAAGAAGACUUUGUUGCGCUUAAGAGCGCAACGGAUGGUGCCGCACCAGUUGGAAUUCAACCUAGAGAUGGAGGUGCUGCUCCAGCUGCCGAAGGAGCAGCAGUUCCUGCACCUGAAGGAGGAGCGGCUCCAGCAGCGCAAGGAGCAGCAGCUCCAGCAGCUGUAGGAGCAGCAACUCCAGCAGCUGAAGGAGCAGCAGCACCAGCAGCCGAAGGAGCAGCAGCUCCGGUAGUCGAAGGAGCAGCAGCUCCAGCCGCUGAAGGAGCAGCAAAUCCUGCAGCUGAGGGAGCAACUCCAGUCGCAGGUGACACACCCAUCCCCGCUGCUCCACCCGAAGGUGAAGCAGUGCCGGCAGGAGCAGAAGCACCCAAUUCUGCUUCCCCGGGAGGUCCUGGUCCUCCCACAGCUGCACCCGGGGAGGAAACCACAUUUGAGGGUCUACUGGAACCCACGCCAACACCACCCGAUAAGGCCGCGCUGCAGAAAAAAUUCGCCCGCUUCCUAGACCUGAUGAACCGGGCUGAAAUGCACCACGGUCGUCGCAAAAUCGUGGUCAUAACCAGCAAUCAUAUGGUGGACGAUGAUCGCGUGAAGCAGAAGGAAGCGGAGGAAUCCGCUUCAAAUUUAAACACAUUGAAGGAAGCCGUCUUUAGGACUAUACGAAGCCGUCGUCAAAGAAUGACACGCAGUGGAUUAAUGGCCCGGUCCAUGAGCCACGGUUUCAGAUUUAAAGCGAGAAGUCACCACAGGCGAGGCCAUCAACGGAGUUCCGAUUUCGCUCCCCAAUGGAUUGUUAUAAGUUGAUAUUUUAAUCUGUAAUUCUGGAUACUCCGGAAAUUCAAAUCAAUAUUUAAACAACAAAAAUCUUGAAUUAUAAACAAAUUUA
Drosophila rhopaloa is the source of this 2899-nucleotide messenger RNA. RefSeq lists its product as uncharacterized. The record is from RefSeq and is a predicted model, not a curated record. NCBI's taxonomy places the organism in Eukaryota, Metazoa, Arthropoda, Insecta, Diptera, Drosophilidae. Bases 1 to 2817 code for a protein of 938 amino acids. The transcript is spliced from 7 exons.